This is a messenger RNA of Pistacia vera, 744 nucleotides long. RefSeq names its product receptor kinase-like protein Xa21. NCBI's taxonomy places the organism in Eukaryota, Viridiplantae, Streptophyta, Magnoliopsida, Sapindales, Anacardiaceae. Gene Ontology annotation, molecular function: protein kinase activity; ATP binding. The annotation marks the transcript as partial. The record is from RefSeq and is a predicted model, not a curated record. Gene Ontology annotation, biological process: protein phosphorylation. The transcript has 2 exons.
AUGGUUAUCCUGGUUCUUACAUUUGUGUUGACCAAAGGCCGAAAGAAGAGCAGAAAGCCACCUACUAAUGUUGAAGAGUAUCCACAACAUGCAUGGAGAAGAAUUUCCUACCAAGAACUAGUUAGAGCUACAGAUGGAUUUAGUGAGAACAACCUACUUGGCAGAGGAAGCUAUGGUUCAGUUUACAGAGGAAGAUUAGAUGAUGGGAUGGAGCUUGCAGUAAAGGUAUUCCACCUACAUUUUGAAGGCGCACUCAUCAGUUUUGAAGCAGAAUGUGAAGUUCUGGCUAGUACUCGACAUCGAAAUCUUGUUAAAAUCAUUAGUAGUUGCUCAAAUGAUGAUUUUAAAUCUUUGAUACUCGAGUACAUGCCCAAUGGGAGCUUGGCGAAAUGUUUGUAUUCUGACAACUGCAUUUUGGAUGUUUCACAUCGGUUGAACAUAAUGAUAGAUGUUGCAUCUGCUUUGGAAUAUCUCCAUUUCGGUCAUUCAGCCCCCAUUGUACAUUGUGACUUAAAGCCCAACAACAUCUUGCUAGAUGAAAAUAUGGUUGCACAUUUGAGCGAUUUUGGAAUUUCAAAGCUCUUACGUGAAGAAGACUCUAUGAUGCAAACACAAACCCUUGCUACCAUUGGUUAUAUGGCACCAGAGUAUGGAAGAGAAGGAAAAGUAUCGCGAAAGGGAGAUGUUUACAGCUUUGGUAUUAUGCUAAUGGAAACAUUUACAAGAAAGAAAUCAACAGAUGAA